Symbiodinium sp. CCMP2592 is the source of this 3732-nucleotide messenger RNA. The record is from the annotation of a GenBank genome assembly. NCBI's taxonomy places the organism in Eukaryota, Dinophyceae, Suessiales, Symbiodiniaceae.
AUGCAAAGCCUCCAAGCAUCCGGAGCCCUCAAAGAGGAACCACAGGCAGCAGCAGCAUCCGAAGACCCUCAAAAGAAGCGUAAAGCCGGCAAGCAGCCCGAAACCGCCGACGAGCAGCCGGAGAAGAACAAGCGAGCCAAGCCAGCAGCACCGGAGCCUGUUGAUUCCGAGGCUCCCGACCCGAAGGCAAAGGCCAAAUCCAAAAACAAGCCCGGUCGCCCACGCAAGAACCCCGAUGCUGAGGAGGAGAAGCAACCGAAGGCCAAAAAGGCAGCCAAGGCAAAAGCAGCGAAGACUGCUCCCGAGGGCAAGGACGGUAAGAAGGAUGGGAAGGCCUCAGGCAACAUAAAUGAGAAGGAGGAGGAGGAAGAGGAGCAGGAGCUGAAGGGCAAUAUCCCUGAGGAGGCCUCAGGUGACUCAAGGCACCCAGGCCCGAUCCUGGAAGAUGAAAGCUUAAAGGGGAAGGAGAAUGAUGAGGAUAAGGAGGAGGAUGUGGAUGGAGAGGCAAUGGAAGAGGAAGAGGAAGAGGCGGAGGAGGAUGAGCCAGCAGCACCCCCGCCUAAGCCAGCCUCAGGAGCAAGCAAGACCAAGCAAAAUCCAAAUCCAGCCCCAGCCAAGACAACGACCCCACCGGCAGGAUCCGAGGCUAACACUGCAGGCCCAACCACAACAACCUCCGUGACACCGAAAAACUUGGAAAAGCAGUUCGAAGACGAGGCAGCUGGGGAGCCCAAAGAAUCCUUCAAGCUGAAGCGGUCCUGCAGGACUUUGCUUCGAGGCAUCAAAAUCACGGACAAGAUGGCCGAUGGAGGCCGCCUUGCCUCGCCCCAGCCCAGCAAGGAGGAGAAUAUCGCUGAUUUGCUUGAGGGGAUGAGUGACUCCGCCUCACAAGUCGUGGUGGAGUCUGCGAGCAAGGAGCAGAUGGCGACUAUGUUUCAAGAGCUUCUUGCAAAAAAUGCUGAGAUGAAGAAGGCCCUGGCGGCUGUGGCGCCCGAUCCAGAUGCUAAGGGCAAGGAUGAUGAGGAUGUCAAAGCAAUCGCGAAGGAGUUACAAACACAAAUAGACAAUCCGGAGGAGCAGGAGCCGCAGCACGGUGAUGAUAAAGAAGCUGAAGAUGAUGGAGAAGAUGAUGAAGAACAGAAUGGUGAGGAGGAAGAGGAGGAAGAGGAAGAGAAUACAUCAACCGUCACGCCAGCCCCGAAAGCAAAGCCACCUCCUGCUAUCACCCCGUCGCCCUCGGCGACCCCGGCCCCUCAUGCAGGCGACGAUGACUUGGGAGAGUUCGCCCUAGCGAAAAGCACGACCCACCGCAAGGAAUGGAUGGCAUUUGGGAGGAGAAUGGAGUGUGACGAUGCACCCAGAAAGUUUCCACAACUCUCCCAAAUUUGGGACAGCAGUAAAGAGGACAAGCUGAAGGUUUUCCGCAAAUGGCUCGCCGCUGAGAAAAACUUUGAGAAGACAGAAAACAUCAUGGUGCUUCAGCGGGAGAAAGAAGAGAAAGGAAAACGUGAGUGGGAAUGCUUGACUAUCGGGGAGAUGGUUGAAAGGCCGAAGAUUGAGGCGGCUGUUCGGAAACCGAACAACGCCGUUCCCGACGAAGAUUGCCCUGACGACCCAGCAACCCCCGAGAUGGCAGAUGCCAUGCUGGGCAAUCCUCCUAUGGCAGCUGUCAGGGCAGGCUCGGGUCUUCCCAAGGAAGUCAAGAAGGAGCUCAAUGCUGCUUCAGUGGCCCUGGACCUUCCGAAGCGCCACGAGCUGCGACUCAAGAUGGAGAAGCAUGAAUCCGAACUGAAAAAUCAGCUUGAGCUGCUGAAGGAGUUCGAGGACCUAGAUGAAGAGGACGAUCAGCGUGAAGCCCUAGCCGCAGUCGAGAUUGCCGAGAACAUUGGCCGUGGCUACACCUCCAUCCGGAGUGCUGGUGGGAUCGGAGACAUUUAUGAUAGCGACUUGCUCAGGAAUCUCAGGGAGCCUGAUGUGCACAACAGGGCUAGGAUGCAAACAAUCUUGGACACGGGCCAUCUGCACACUUUGGUUCUCAGACUGCACGCCUUCGUCACGGCUUUCCGCGGCGACUGGAAGGCCCUUAAGCAGGUGUUCAACUUUGACAGAUACGCCGACCGCGACGAGAUCUGCUGGAUGUGCUGUGCAACAAAAGGCCUAGAUGCCAACAGUUUGCACCUUGGUUACACCAACGUGAAUCCCGAUGCGCCAUACUGGGAUACCAUGUAUCAAAAGCCACCCUGGCGAUUUAUGCCCGCCUAUACAUCCAUUUCUGGUUUUCACUUGCGAUUGAUCCAAGUAGAUUUGCUACAUGUAUGGCACCUUGGAACUGGACGGGACCUCGCUGCAAGUGUGAUAGUUUAUAUCUUGAAGCGGAAAGGCCAAUCCUACUCAAUCUUGGCGGGCGACAAUAUACCGGACCGGCUUGCCGACGCAACAAGUAAGCUGAAGGCUUUUGCUAAGUCGCGGAAGCUGCCUCUUGCGCUGCACAAGCUUACGAAGAACAAGCUGGGGAUGAAAAGUAAAACAUCCUACCCUGAACUGAUGAGCAAAGGCUACGACACAUAUGUGGUGCUGGAAUGGCUACAGACUUUGUGUGAGGCCAACCGCGACCUUCUGCCCCGCGAGCUUUGCACUGCAGUUUGGUGUGCAACACACGUGAUGUCCAUGCUACAUAAUGCCGAGAAACAGCUGACUGUGGAGCAGCAACGCAACAAGGAGUUUUUCGGCCAGCUCUUCAUGAAGAGUUACAGGAUGAUGGCCCAAAAUAUGUUGCAGGAUCGCGAGACGAAUCCUGCAAACUACUCCACCUGGAUGGAUGAGGAUUCAUUGAAGAAGCUCAUGAGGGUGCUGAAGAUGACUAGCUGUCAGACAGCAGAGCAGAGGCUUCUGGAAAGGUGGUUGCUGGCACUGCCGGAGGUGUGGGCGAAGGAGUGUGGAAAAGCUGAGUCCGCGGCAUUCGUCGUAGACCAGGGCUAUGGCAGCCCCGGGAACUUUUUGUCCGAACGCUUGGCCCUGCAGUCCAGUCGAGACGAGUUCGCUGCCUGGCUCGAGACCCAGGUCGGCAGGAACCGCGCCGUCGACUACCUCAAAUGGCAAGGAGCAGACCGAGGCCAGGAGGACCAGGCCCCGGUGUUGACGGUGGAGAUUCAGAAGUUUGCCUUUGAGAACUGCAGCCGCAAUGGGCCCGUCCAGCUGCACAAGGCCAUGCUGCUCGUUGAUCAGUAUCAUGUGGACGGUUUCUUGACGAAGCUGGAGCCCGUUCUGAUUCGGAAAGCGGCAAAUGGUCCGAGACAUGGCCCUGUCCCGAACUUCGACAUCCUGUAUCUCAAGGGCCACAGCCGUGUUGUGACUCUGAUGGCCUGCCUGGCCUGGGUGAUGAAGGUUUUUCCGAAGCUUGUGCCCAGCCUGCAAGAGAUCCAGUGCAAAGCCAUCCACCUCAGCAACGAGACGGACGAGUUGUUUUACAACUUCAAGAUCGCUUCUCGGGGCUCGAUCCGAGAACCUCCGAGCCCAAUCACCUGGGUCUAUGCUUUGACCUCGCUCAGUGGAGAUAGCUCGUCGGUCAUUAACCUGUGGAACUCGACGAGCACAAGGGCCGACAAAUUGCAGGGCGGAAAAUACUACACGGUCAAGAAUCUCCUCGAUAUGCCGGUGGAGAUGCGAACUGUCGUUUUGAAGGCUGCCAACGACAUGGGCUGGGCAGGCUCGCCUUCGGCUAUGAAGUCUUAG